AUGAGCGCCAGCGCUGAAGAGAUCAGCCAAAAUCUUCUUUCAUCGCAAGUCAAUACAAUUAACUGCAGCAGUAAAGUUUCAGCAAUAGGUUUUGAAGACGACAACGGAACGUCAAUGGAAAAAUACCUAAAGGGUAAAGAGUGCCAGUAUAUAGAAAUCCAGGACCUUCUGGAGGAAUUUAGAGAUAUGUUUGCCGAGAAAGGAAAACCUUUAAAAGCUACGUCCCUAGUCAAGCAUAGGAGUGACACAGAAGAUAACCCACCAGUUUAUAAGCCACCUUAUCGCAUACCAUUAAAGUUACAGCAAGUAGUAAGAAAAAAAAAAGUCGACGUGUUACAAGGCGAUAUCAGAGUGACCCAUUUAAAAAAUGUAUGUUGCACAGAAACUAGUAUAUUGUCCAAGCCUACUUGUUUUCGAAACAUCAUUAGUACAAAGUGUGAACUCACCGUUGUGACAAGCUUCAGACAGGCUAACUGCAGCUCGUCCACAUUCUCGACAAAAAACGGCGACACACCCAUAGAGGAUGCGUGGAGUACGGAAGUAUCGGUGUUGGUUUCCAUAAGCUCCUCCAAAGAUAGCUUCUCCAACACGGGUACGAACUUCUUCUCCACCUUCCGCAAUUUUGGUUUCUCGACCACAGGCUCCGGUACUUGCUCCUCUUUAACAACUCUCCUCCUCUUAUUUCCAAUUACCAAUGCACUGAAGCUAUCUGUUGGAAGGUCUUCAGAAGGCGCUUCUGGUUUAGAGUUCUCAGGGGGCGUUUCUGGUUUAGACUCUUCAGGAGGCGCUACUGGCUUAGACUUUUCAGGGUGCGCUUCCGGUUUAGACUUUUCAGGAGGCGCUUCCGGUUUAGACUUUUCAGGGGGCGCUUCUCGCUUAGAGUCUUCACGGGGAUCUACAGGUUGCGAAUGCUCGAGAGGUGCUACAGGUUGA
Molecule: messenger RNA, 933 nt
Organism: Acanthoscelides obtectus
Lineage: Eukaryota; Metazoa; Arthropoda; Insecta; Coleoptera; Chrysomelidae
Source: the annotation of a GenBank genome assembly